This is a messenger RNA of Clunio marinus, 579 nucleotides long. The record is from the annotation of a GenBank genome assembly. NCBI's taxonomy places the organism in Eukaryota, Metazoa, Arthropoda, Insecta, Diptera, Chironomidae.
AUGUUGUUCACCAAUCACACACCAACAGGGCGUUUAAAUGAGAUGAGAAAGGAAAUUAAAACAUAUUAUUAUGGACCACCAAAAGCUCAUUUAUACACAAUGGAAACGUGUCAUUAUUCAACUUUACUCAAUCCUAGUAAAGAUGUGAAUGAGAGCAGAAGGGGCAUUGUUAGAUAUUUAGUUUGUAAUCCCAUAAUUCUAAUGAUCAUUCGGGGCCUGAAACAUGAACAUUGUACACAUUUUAAUGAACUCACAUUUAUCCCCAACAUAGAUACAUGCACAGAUAUAUGUUGUUACAAAAUUCAAGACCAAUUUACUAAAUCAUUAAACCGAAAUUUUUCAUAUUACAUUUUUGAGGCAAUCAUCUCAAAACUGUCUUGCGUGUCAACACAAAACGUGUCUAACUUAAAGACUCAUAAAAUUUUUCAUCCGAAAGAAAAACACAAGCAGAAGAAGAAGCAACACAGAAGAAGCAUCUACAAAAUAUUUAAAGUGACUGACAAAUUUAUGACUUUUUCACAUAAUUUUCAACAUUUAAUUGAUAAAGAAGUUUCUGACAUAUUUGAAGCUCUAUCUUAA